Molecule: messenger RNA, 971 nt
Organism: Vespa mandarinia (Asian giant hornet)
Lineage: Eukaryota; Metazoa; Arthropoda; Insecta; Hymenoptera; Vespidae
Gene: Chmp1
Product: charged multivesicular body protein 1
Biological process (GO): vacuolar transport
Source: RefSeq, a predicted model, not a curated record
UACUUCUCAAAUUGUAACUAUCAUUGGUUAUAAUUUUCACUUGUUAAAAUAAAUCGUAAGACGCGUAUCUUAUUUAUGAUGUAUCUUUGGUAUAUAGGUGUGUAUUUUACGAACUAUAGUAGUAGUGACAAAUUAGUUUGGAUUAAAUCAAUAUAGAAGACAUAUUAUUAACUUGAAAGGUUGCAAACUAACCGUCACAACGGGGAUCGAACAGUCAGCCAUGUCCGUCUCUCAGAUGGAAAAGAAUUUGUUUAACUUAAAGUUCGCUGUAAAGGAAUUAGAGAGAAAUUCCAAAAAAUGCGAGAAAGAAGAGAAAAUAGAAAAGGCGAAGGUAAAGAAGGCAAUACAGAAGGGAAAUAUGGAAGGAGCAAGAAUACAUGCUGAAAAUGCAAUUAGACAAAAAAAUCAAGCAUUAAAUUAUCUACGUAUGAGUGCUCGUGUUGAUGCCGUUGCCAGUAGGGUGCAAACUGCAUUAACAACAAGAAAGGUUACACAAUCUAUGGCUGGUGUAGUCAAAGCAAUGGAUGCUGCAAUGAAGUCAAUGAAUUUAGAAAAAAUAUCAGGUUUAAUGGACAAAUUUGAAAGUCAAUUUGAAGAUUUGGAUGUUCAAAGUUCAUACAUGGAAAAUGCAAUGUCACAAACAACAACAACAAAUGUACCACAAAACGAUGUUGAUGCAUUAAUGCAACAAGUAGCAGAUGAAGCUGGUCUUGAAUUAAACAUGGAACUUCCACCUGGACAAUUAGGAAGUAUUGGAUCUUCUAUAUCUGUAAGUCAGGAACAGGAUGAACUUACACAACGGUUGGCACGCUUAAGAGAAUAAUACCAACUUAUUUAUGUAAUAAAAAUGUUAUAUAUUUACAGCUUAAAUGAAAUAGAUACUACUAAAAUUGAUCUUAGUGCUCUAUAUUUUAAUAGUGUUAUACCAAAUGUUAGUUACAUUGUGAAAUACAUGUAGAUAUAUAAAAUAA